GAUGUUCUCAUCCCUUCUGAUUCCUGUCCGAAAGUGGGGUUUUUUGGACUCUGGAUUUGCAGUUGGGGCUUUCAUGGAAUUGAUUGAGUUCUAGGGCAAGUUUUGAGGAUUGGUUUAAUUUCUUCGGGAGAUUAGUUUCUUUCCUUUCAACGUUUGGUAGUAUGGGGCUUUUGCCCGGUUUUUAAAUCAGUGGAUGUGGAAUCAGGUUUUUGGGUUCUAACUCUUCUGGGAGGACCUUCUGCAAAAGGAAGUUUAAUGUCCUUUCUGAUUUCCGGGGACACACCAUAAGUAAAGAUGUUGCAUACUCAAGGAAUUUCAAAUCACACUUGUGGUCUCCUUGCAGUCACAUGUGGGAAAACUUCUGAAUGUAAACAGGAGCAUGAAACUUCGAAUGAUCGACCAAGAUACCCUUUUCCUGACUUUUUCUUCAGGGCGAUUGGAGGUUCAAACGCUGACCAGUCCGAGUCCUGAUGAGUUUCGUAGAGUUUUUGAAUCAGUUCAGCCAAAUUUUGUGUACUUUCAAGGAGAACAACUUCAGAAUGAUGAAGUUGGGUCUCUAGUAUGGGGAGGUGUUGAGUUGUCCAGUGCAGAAGAUAUAUGUGGGCUCUUUGGUUCCAAAUUGCCAACCACUGUUUAUCUUGAGAUCCCAAAUGGAGAAAAAUUGGCAGAGGCACUUCACUCUAAGGGAAUCCCAUAUGUGAUAUAUUGGAAGAAUGCAUUUUCUUGUUAUGCUGCUUGCCAUUUUCGUAAUGCAUUAUUUUCAGUGGUACAGAGCUCAUCUACUCAUACAUGGGAUGCUUUCCAACUUGCAUAUGCAUCCUUUAGACUUUACUGUGUUCGCAAUAACCAUGUCCUUCCAGCCAACAGCCACAAAGUUAGUGGUAAGUUGGGUCCACGCCUUCUUGGGGACCCUGCAACAAUUGAUGUUCCUCCUCCUGAGGUAGAUGCUGGGGAAGAUGAAGAAGGCUCUCUGGGCACUCUUCCUGCUAUAAAGAUAUAUGAUGAUGAUGUGGGCAUUAGGUUUCUUGUUUGUGGAGAGCCAUGCAUGUUGGAUUCAUGCUUAUUCGAAUCUUUAGAAGAUGGUCUCAAUGCCCUCUUGAGCAUUGAAAUACGCGGGAGCAAACUUCAUAACAGAGUUAGUGCCCCUCCACCACCUCUUCAGGCAGGGACGUUUUCUCGUGGUGUUGUGACCAUGCGAUGUGAUUUAUCCACCUGUAGUUCAGCUCAUAUCUCGCUUCUGGUCUCAGGUAGUGCACAAACUUGCUUUGAUGAUCAGCUCUUGGAGAAUAAUAUAAAGAAGGAAGUCACUGAACAGAGUCAACUAGUUCAUGCACUGCCAUACUCUGAGGGAAACAAGCCACCUUUGUCUGAACCUCGGAGGUCUGCUUCAAUUGCUUGUGGGGCAGCAGUAUUUGAAGUUUGUGCCAAAGUUCCUGCUUGGGCUUCACAGGUUCUGAGGCAGCUCGCUCCAGAUGUUUCCUAUCGUAGUUUAGUUGCACUUGGCAUUGCUAGCAUUCAAGGAUUGGCUGUUGCUUCUUUUGAGAAAGAUGAUGCCAAUCGCCUUCUUUUCUUCUGUACAAGGCAGGGUAAAUAUAUCCAUCCUAACAAUUUUACUCCCAGCAGGCUUCCAAGCUGGUUGAAACCACCUCCUCCUAGUAGAAAGAGAGUUGAACCAUCCCAGGACACAAGUCCUGGACAUCAUAAUGGUCUCGUGUUUGCAAAUCAAGCUACUUCUAGAAGGAUAGACAAAGAAGACAAAAAAACUGGAUUAGUGAAUGGUGUGACCAUGCCUCUACUACCUGCUGGGCAGAGACUGAAAGUUGCUGCAAUGAGGCCUAUUCCUCAUAUUCGUCACCAUAAAAUGUUGCCCUUUUCUGGAAUUUCUGAGGCAGAUGGGCAUGAUGGAGGCCAAGUUAAGGCUAACUUGUCAGUGCCCCCCCCUACGAAGCAUAGUAUUGUAGGAUCAACUUCUGCAAUGCAUCGAAAAUCAUUUUCAAGCUCAUAUCAAGCGAAGCAGAUAAUUUCCUUGAAUCCCCUGCCUUUGAAGAAACAUGGUUGUGGCAGAAGCCCUAUACGGGUUUGCUCUGAGGAGGAGUUUCUAAAGGAUGUGAUGCAGUUUUUAAACCUUCGUGGACACACUCGUCUCAUUCCUCAAGGAGGACUUGCCGAGUUCCCUGAUGCUAUUCUCAAUGCAAAGCGUCUUGACCUCUAUAACUUGUAUAGGGAGGUGGUUUCAAGAGGUGGCUUUCAUGUUGGCAAUGGCAUCAACUGGAAAGGACAGGUGUUCUCCAAGAUGCGCAAUCACACGGUCACUAACCGAAUGACUGGUGUCGGGAAUACACUGAAGAGACAUUAUGAAACUUACCUUUUAGAAUAUGAAUUAGCACAUGACGAUGUAGAUGGAGAGUGCUGCUUGUUGUGUCACAGUAGUGCAGCAGGGGAUUGGGUGAACUGUGGCAUUUGUGGUGAGUGGGCCCACUUUGGCUGUGAUAGAAGGCAGGGCCUUGGUGCCUUCAAGGAUUAUGCAAAAACAGAUGGGCUAGAAUACAUUUGUCCACAAUGCAGCGUUACAAAUUUUAAGAAGAAAGCGAAUAAAGCCCCAAAUGGUUUCUCCUGAGGUUUAGCAGUAUCAUGACUAGUGUGAUCUAUAUCUUUGUUAGAUUUAAUUUUCUCACAUUUUACACAUGAGAAAAUUUGUUAAUCCGUUCGGCCACUCCGGUUGGCAUGUAUUAUUAAGUUCCCAUCAUUUUGCAUUAGAGUUGGUUCACAAAAUGGGGAAGCAAGAGGUCAGUAACACAAACAAUGUGGAGAAAUGAAGUUCCCAGGCUUUUUUCUUUUCAUUUUUCCUUUUUUAUUUUCUUGGGGUAGAGGUGAGGGUUCGAGAGGAGAGGUCAGUUUUCAAGGGAGCGGGGAGAGGAGGAAUGGAAUGCCCUUAUCAAGGUCCUUCUAAGACAUUUCUCCAAAUAGACAUUUAUAGCUGAUGUAGUUUAAUGAAAGUUAAUUAUUGGAAAAUAUUUUACAUGUUUUGUCA
Messenger RNA from Vitis vinifera (wine grape), 3031 nucleotides. RefSeq names its product AT-rich interactive domain-containing protein 4. The record is from RefSeq and is a predicted model, not a curated record. NCBI's taxonomy places the organism in Eukaryota, Viridiplantae, Streptophyta, Magnoliopsida, Vitales, Vitaceae. Gene Ontology annotation, molecular function: DNA binding.